AUGAGAAAAAACUAAACCACAUUAAAAACCAGACCUACUCGAGCCAUCUCACAAGUAGUUAUAUUGUCAUUCUCUUAGGCCAAAGAUCCAAAAGAAUCUUAAUUUCCCAUUAUUGAAUAGAAACAAAAUAAACCUUCUUCCGUCAUGAGAAGUUCAAAAAAAUCAUUAGACUUUAAUCGUCUCAUUAAAAAUCCAAAAUUAAAUGAUAGCAAGUUGGAGGAGGCUUUGGAAGCAGAUUUGGGUUUAAAAAGAAUGGAAUUGAAAGAUGUCAAGCCUUAAAAGAAUUCCCCUCAAAAAGCUAAUUUACAAUUGUCAUCAGAAAGUAGUUAUGCUGAAGGUGAAUAGAGAGCAUCCACUCCACCAAGAAAAAAUCGCAAGGAAGGACAAGAAUUUAAUGUCAGGUCAGAAUGUAAUAAGAUCAUUUAACUUAAGCUUUCGCAACCUUAGAACCUAUGCAUCAUGCUGAGGAAACAUUAGCAGAAAAUCUUAGAAUCUUCAUUAAAAUUUAUGAAAUCAUGUAUUCCCUCUUAAAUUCAAUGAAAAAAGUAAGAGUUUGAAACUAAUAAAGUAAGAAUACUACUCUAGAACUAAUAAAUUAAAUCAAUUAAUACAUGGAAUUGACUGAAGAUACUGGAUUUUAAUAUCUGGAAGAAUUACUACAAGAACAUGUCAAGUAAAUUAGAUAAAUAUUGCUAAUCUUACGAGUUGGAGUAAAUCUAUUUAUAUUUUAGAUUGUCGUUUUGGUGAAUUGUUUUUUUGAUCUACAUUUCUAUUUAAGUAGUAUUAGUAAUAUUAAGAGUAUAUUACUCUACAAUAUCUAAAAUUUAAGUCACCUCUCUGAUAUUUUAUUAGAAAAACUGAAAGAUAAGCCUGAAUACACUCUUUAUUUGUAGUUGUAUUCAUAAUUAUAAUUUAACAUAAACAAGAAAAACAAUAUUUCUAAAAAGCAUGAAUACUGGACGUACAUCAAAUAAAAUAUAGAAUUAUUAUAAAAUCUUUAUAAAUCACUAACCAAAGGCUAGAGAGACCUCUAUUAAUUUUUAAUAAUCUUCCUAAGGAGUAUAUAAAAUUAUACAAUAAAGGAAUCAUUAAGAAAUCUACAAGAAUUCAUUUCAUUUUACUUCACAAUCUAACAAAGCUAUUAGGGCUUAUUGGGAAUACCAUUGAUUUGUGUGGCUCCCUAGCCCUACCUUCCUUAUGCAAAUCCAAAAACAUAUACUCUGGUUUUAGAUAUGGAUGAAACUUUAAUACAUUUUACUGAUUAGACAGGACACUUUUUAAUUCGUCCUUUUACUCAUCAAUUCUUACAAGAAAUGAACUAAUUUUAUGAGUUAGUUGUAUUCACAGCCGGUUUGCCUGAUUAUGCAAAUUGGGUUUUAGAUCAGGUUGAUAGAAACAAAAACAUAUCAUAUCGGUUAUUUAGAUAGCAUGCUUUGCAAUAUUCUAAUUAAUUUAUAAAAGAUCUUUCCAGAUUGGGAAGAGAUCUUUCAAAAUGCAUAAUUGUUGAUAAUGUUCCUGACAAUUUUCAAAAUCAACCAGAAAAUGGAAUAUUUAUAAAGACAUGGUACAGUGAUUAAAACGAUACUGCAUUGGCUGAAUUAGGUCCAAUUUUGAAAUCGAUUGUUAUGAAAAAAGCUGAAGAUGUUCGUUUGGCCUUGAAGGAAGUACGAAAAAUGUUGACUUAAAGUAUUUAACUACCUCCAUUGUAGGGGUGA
Messenger RNA from Paramecium octaurelia, 1715 nucleotides. NCBI's taxonomy places the organism in Eukaryota, Ciliophora, Oligohymenophorea, Peniculida, Parameciidae. The record is from the annotation of a GenBank genome assembly.